This is a messenger RNA of Cloeon dipterum, 1011 nucleotides long. RefSeq names its product putative ankyrin repeat protein RF_0381. The record is from RefSeq and is a predicted model, not a curated record. The coding region runs from base 1 to 1011 and encodes 336 amino acids. Gene Ontology annotation, molecular function: protein binding. The transcript has 2 exons. NCBI's taxonomy places the organism in Eukaryota, Metazoa, Arthropoda, Insecta, Ephemeroptera, Baetidae.
AUGUUAUAUUGCACUCCUCUAACUGUGUCUGCUCGCUUUGGUCAUCUGGACCUGGUCAAGUUCCUCUUGGAGGGGCAAAUCGACAGCCUGCAAGCCGAGUUGGAAGAGAAGUGGUUUGCUUUCAAGUGUGCAGUUUUCGAAGAACACACAGACGUCGCGAAAUACUUGCUAGAGAAGUAUCCAGAAAUGAAAAACAUGAAAGUUGAAUCAGCAGAAAGUCCACUGCAUUUGGCAGUGGAGAGUGAAUCUUUGGACCUGUGCCGGUGGAUUGUGGAUGAAGCAGGUGCCGAUUUAAAUAGUUUGAUGCCGAUUGGAAAACCAGAAGAUGCAGAUGAUAUCUACUGUGACUUUUUUCUGAUGCUCCAAAGUGACGUUAACAAAAAAGACGGAAGAGGGAAGACUGCCCUAAACUGCGCGGCCGAGUACGGGUUUCUGGAGCUGCUACGCAAGUUGAUAAAUUCUGGAGCAAAUGUCCAGGAAAAGGACAUAAACGGCUGGAAUGCCUUCCACUAUGCCUGCGAAAACUCCGGUCGUAAUUGCUACGAAAUGAUAAAAUUAUUGCACAGUGAAGCCAAAGAGAAACCCGUGGGAAGUUGCCAAACUGGGUUGCACAUUUACCUCAGAAACUGUGACGGUAAUGAAGGAGAUAUCAUGGAAAUUGUUCGUUUUCUGAUUGAGAAAGCGGGAGUUGACGUGAAAGCAGUGGACGAGGAUGGACGCACGGCAUUGUGUAUCGCGGUGGAAAGAAAGCUGCGUUGCACCGACUAUUUAAUGAUGCAAGGGAUUGACGUAGGAUUCAAGAAUAAAAAAGGAGAGUCGCGUUUACAUUUGGCUGCGAAGAGGAAUGAUUUGAGAGUUCUGAAUGUUUGGCUCAAUCUGGGAGGCGAUUUGAACGUCAGGGACGGAAAAGAAUCUACAGCGCUUCACGUGGCCAUUGUGCACGAAAGUGUUGCGUUUAUAAAGAGGCUCGUAGAGCUUGGUGUCGACGUCAAUGCCAUGCGGAAUGUGUAA